Messenger RNA from Olea europaea var. sylvestris, 841 nucleotides. RefSeq names its product cytokinin dehydrogenase 6-like. The transcript has a single exon. The record is from RefSeq and is a predicted model, not a curated record. Bases 143 to 832 code for a protein of 229 amino acids. Lineage: Eukaryota; Viridiplantae; Streptophyta; Magnoliopsida; Lamiales; Oleaceae. Gene Ontology annotation, molecular function: FAD binding; oxidoreductase activity.
AAAUGCACUUUCAUUAUGAACUCCUGUUGACAUUGCAAAUGAAUUUAUCCUUCCCUUUAAAUUCUCUUCCCCGUUACUCAUUUUCCUGAGGCUAGAUUCUUCAGCCCUUUAGAAGUUUAUAGAAAACUUAAGCCUCGACUGCAUGAAGAACUCACGAUUUCAUCGUUUACACAAACAAUAUACUAUGAUUCAGAGAUUUCUAAUGGUCUUCUUAUUUAGUUUUACAAUCAGCAAAAAGAACCUUCCUAUCCCAAUAUUACGUUCAUCAUUAGCAGAUAUGGCCUUUAACGGGCACUUAACCUUUGAAAAGAAUGAACAUGCAGCAAAAGAUUUUGGGGAUAUAUACCAUUUCAUGCCAUCAGCAGUUUUAUACCCAAAAUCGGUUUCUGAUGUUUCCUCAACCAUAAAAUAUAUUUUCGAGAUGGGUGCCUCUUCAGAGCUAACGGUAGCUGCCGGAGGCCAUGGUCACUCCCUGGCAGGCCAGGCACAGGCCUACCAAGGAGUGGUUAUCAAUAUGGGAUCUCUUCGGGAACCAGAAAUGAGUUUUCACGCCGAGGAACCGCCCUAUGUUGAUGUUUCUGCUGGUGAACUUUGGGUAAAUAUUUUGCAUGAGAGCCUUAAACGUGGGCUAGCGCCAAAGUCAUGGACAGAUUAUCUUCAUCUCACUGUUGGAGGGACUUUAUCAAAUGCGGGAAUCAGCGGGCAAGCUUUCCGACAUGGUCCCCAGAUCAAUAACGUUUACCAACUACAGGUUGUCACAGGUUGGUCUUCAGUUCAUGAAAAAUAUUCUCACAAAUUUGAAGUAUUACAUAAAACAAGAAUUCCUAGGUGAUCAUAUAGU